This is a messenger RNA of Saccostrea cuccullata (small rock oyster), 414 nucleotides long. RefSeq lists its product as uncharacterized. The record is from RefSeq and is a predicted model, not a curated record. The transcript has 3 exons. NCBI's taxonomy places the organism in Eukaryota, Metazoa, Mollusca, Bivalvia, Ostreida, Ostreidae. The annotation marks the transcript as partial.
CAAUUAACAUGAUUAAUAUGAAAGUAAUCAACUUUUUCAGAGGACGUCAUGCCUUCGGAGUCGUUUACAGAUGUUCUUCCGGGAUUUACAGGGGAGUGUAAUCCAGAUAUCUUCAACCUCAAAGCGAGGCCGAAGGUUACAGAGAAGAAACCAGGCCAACUUCCGGACCAUAUCAUAAAACAAUACUUUGAAGAUGGUUAUGUGAUCGUGAAGGACUUCUUUACUAAGGAAGAAUUGGAACCAUGCAGAAAGGCUAUUGAAAGAUUUGUUGAUCAGCUGGCCCAAAAAUUAUACGAAUCUGGACGAAUCAAAUCGCUCUUCAGUGAGUACGGGUUUUUUGAACGCUUGUCGAAGAUUGAAAAUGAAUUUCCUGGAGCUAACAUAGUUCUACACAAAUACGGAGUUUUACCACAG